AUGGAGGACACGGACAGCAAGGGGGCGAGGGGCAGCGGCAUCACGGAGACCUACGGCACGGUGGAAGAGCGGCUGCUGCGGCUGGAGGUGGUGGUGCUGGCGAGCGCGCUGGUGCUGGCGUCGCUGGUCCUGUACGGCUCGACCCAGCGCCGGAGCAGUGACCGGGUGCUCCGGGGCGUCAUGUGGAUCGCCUACUCGCUCUCCUACGUGGUGGUCACCUACGCCGUCGGCAUCAUCCAGGACGGGCCCUUCCACGGCCAGGCCUUCGUGCUCUGGGCGUCCGCGCUGCUGCUCAUCCAGGCCAGCGCGUACGCGGCGCCCGUGCACAGCCGCCGCGACGUCGACCAGCGCAAGAAGCUGCUGCUGCAGCACGCCCUCCAGACGGCGCUCGUGCUCUGGCUCAUCCUCAACGCCAUUGGCGCCAACACCAGCUAUCGGGCGGCCAUCUGGGCCUUCUGGAGCCUCAGCGUGCUCAAGACGGCCGCCAAGAUCGUCGAGAUGGUCCGGUCCAGCCUCCCCGACCCGUCCGUCAAGGUCGUCGCUGAAUACAUGGACGUGGAGCAGUUCCUCGCCGCCGACCAGCUGCCACACGACCCCAAGACCAUGAAGGGGUACAAGUACCUCUUCCACGGCGAGGAGGCCAUUCAGCAUCAGCAGCAGCUGAGCCACCAAUAUCAUCCUUCCCAGGACGAGAUACUGAUGACGACGACGACCAGCUCGGUGCUGACGAGGACGACGAGCUCGAUCCUGACGGCGACGAUGAGCUCCGCCUCCCCCAAGGUGAAGGGGGUCGUCACGAUCGAUCAAGUUUACCAGUGGAUCGAUCGUCACGGAUACAGCGACGUCGAGAGGGACAUGGCCAAGGACUUCUGCCUGGCCUUCUCGUUGUUCAAGCUGCUGAAGCGGCGAUUCUACGGGUACACCCCGGCGGAAGCCGGCUCGCCCAAGUCGCUGGACCUCGUCCUGACCGGCCUCCUCCACCACGCCAUCACCGGCCCCGACGCCGCCUUCCGGGUCGUCGAGGCGGAGCUCGCCUUCCUCUACGACUUCUUCUACACCAGGAACAUCCUGCCGGUGGGGGUCAGGACCUACAUCUUCAUCGCCGUCGUCAUGCUCAGCCUGACCAUGUGGACGGCAUUCGUCGGCACGCUCGGCCCUGGCUACAGCCGUCCUCACGUCGGCGUGAAGAACCUCGACCGCUCCGUCACGGUGGUGCUCGUGGUGAUCACCGCGGCGCUCGAGGUCUGCCAGGCGCUGGCCGCCUUCUCCAACAACUGGCGGUACGUGAUGACCGUGUACCGCUGCGUGCGCGACGACCGGCCCUGGACCACGCAGCGGCACGGCCACCUCUGGUGCUGGAAACAGAGCAUCACGCCGCCGGACACAACGUACUGGGAGCAGAAGAUCGGCCAGUACGAGCUCCUGCACUGGUACGACCACCGGCCGUGGAACGUGCGCUCGUGGAUAACCCUCUACCUGGUGGAACCACGGCGGCAGGGCCAGAAGAGAGGCCGGAGAAAGGAUCUGCCUACGCAGGUCAGGCGAGCCGUGCUCGACUCGCUCAAGGCCGGCGGUGGCAAGCUCACCAAUGGCGUCGCCACCGUGCAGAGGCACGGCCUGUCGCAGCAACUGACAUGGGCGUGCGUGUUUCCCAAGCUCACCGACCAGAUCCUGGUGUGGCACGUGGUCACCACUCGUUUCGACUGGAUUAGCGGUGGUGAUGGCUCUGGUACCGAUGACGUUGCCGACAACCACAGGCUCGUGGCGAGGAAGUUGUCCAACUACUGCGCGUACCUUGUUGCCUUCGUGCCGGAGAUGCUGCCGGACCCGAGCUACAACGUCGAGCAGAUCUUCGACACGACGGUGCAGCAGGCGCGGGACCAGCUCGCCGGCUGCCGGACAACGCGGGACAUACUUGCCCAACUAGAGGAGAUACAGAGCAAGGAGGAGAGUUACCUGGAGGGCGGCAGCCUGUACGAGAGAGCCGGCAACAGCAGCAUCGUCGAGAAGGCUGCGCUGCUCGGCGGGCAGAUCAGGGUGUCUGUACCAGACGAAGGGCGGCGGUGGAAGGUGCUGGCGGAGUUCUGGGCGGAAUUCAUACUGUUCUUGGCGCCGUCGGACAACGUGGACAUCCAUGCAGAGAUGCUCGGGGCCGGUGGCGAGUUCAUGACGCAGCUGUGGGCGCUGCUCUCCCACGCUGGCAUCCUGGAGCGGCCGGCCGCUGCCACGCCGUCGGCACCAGCAAGGACCUGA
This is a messenger RNA of Aegilops tauschii subsp. strangulata, 2253 nucleotides long. RefSeq lists its product as uncharacterized. The record is from RefSeq and is a predicted model, not a curated record. Lineage: Eukaryota; Viridiplantae; Streptophyta; Magnoliopsida; Poales; Poaceae.